GAACACAACCUUGGAUUGGUACGCUUCCGUAUUUAACAAAAAAAAUAAUAAUAAUCACGAUUACACAUUUAUAAAAAUCGGUUAGAGAUUAUACUGAUUUUUAUUCUACGCUACAAAGUGAAGAACACAAUGCUGUUUACUUAAGGUCUGUUUGUAAAUAAAUUCGUGAGACCGAUCCAACCGGUUACAAGUUCAGUUGUCCGUCACCGGUAAGGCAAGAAACCAGGAUUACUUUUUAUGGCAGUGUCAAGAGCUACACAUUUCACCCCAGCAGUGAGAUUUCUUGGAUCCUGCUACAAACAGAGACUCUUGACCCCACACCUGUCUGUGGGAUGGAGGGCUAUCUCUGGAGGAGAGUACAGACGGCCAGGCCAGACACAGGACAACACCCCCAUAUGGAAGACGUUUGACUUCAAUAAAGGUGUGGAGGGGAUACGAAAGCAUUUUACUCUGCUGAAGAAUGAGUUUCUGGGCCGCUGGACAGGGCCAGAGGGAAAGCCACUGAUUGAACAUAUCCUGGAACAGACCAGGGUGGUCUGGGAGUUCAGAGGGCCAGAGAGCCUGGAGCAGUGGACAGUGUCUUCAGACCAAGAGAUCGGCGGGAGGAGUGAGGCCUAUCUGAAGCUAGGCAGGAACAACGCUACAUGUCUGAUGUAUGGGACCCUCUGUUCUGCUCCCCCCAGGGACGGAGAGACACGAUAUAGUGGAUACUGCACUCUACGUUCCAAACCGCCCAUGGGUUCGUUUGACAGUAAGAAGCAUCACGAUUGGUCCAACUUCAACACCCUGCACCUUCGUAUCCGUGGUGACGGGCGACCAUGGAUGAUUAACGUCGGUGCGGAGACCUACUUCUCACACCAGAAGGACGACAUGUACAGUUACUUCCUGUACACACGGGGAGGACCUUACUGGCAAGAUGUCAAGAUUCCAUUCUCAAAAUUCUUCCUCUCUAGUCGCGGGAGGGUACAAGAUGAUCAACAUCCUCUCUGGUUGGACAAAGUUAACACCGUAGGAAUAACGUUGGGUGAUAAGGCAGACGGUCCAUUUCAACUGGAGAUUGAUUUUGUCGCAGUGUGCAACGACCUUGCACACACAGAGGAGUUUGCGUAUGAGGUAUACAAGAGGAACCCUGAAGUCUGAGGACAACAAAAGCAUCACCCACCAAGUCCGCCCCCCCCCCCAUAAAAAAAAUCUGCUUCAGGAAAUGCCAAAUUUACUACAUGUAUUUACAAUUCUGGAAAAAGUACAACUUAUACGCACUGUAAAACACGUGAAUUACAGAUGACCCAAAUAUUUAACAUGUUAAUGUGAACAAUAAAGUACAUAACAUUGUAA
Molecule: messenger RNA, 1335 nt
Organism: Oncorhynchus keta (chum salmon)
Lineage: Eukaryota; Metazoa; Chordata; Actinopteri; Salmoniformes; Salmonidae
Gene: ndufaf1
Product: NADH:ubiquinone oxidoreductase complex assembly factor 1
Exons: 6
Coding region: 238-1140 (300 amino acids)
Biological process (GO): mitochondrial electron transport, NADH to ubiquinone; mitochondrial respiratory chain complex I assembly
Cellular component (GO): mitochondrion
Source: RefSeq, a predicted model, not a curated record